Echinococcus granulosus is the source of this 660-nucleotide messenger RNA. RefSeq lists its product as hypothetical. The record is from RefSeq and is a predicted model, not a curated record. The transcript has 4 exons. Lineage: Eukaryota; Metazoa; Platyhelminthes; Cestoda; Cyclophyllidea; Taeniidae. The coding region runs from base 1 to 660 and encodes 219 amino acids.
AUGUUAAACUUACGCCUCGAUAGCUCACCUCAAUUUAAAUCAGAGUUGAAAAAAAUACGAAAGAGGCUGGCGCUAGAUGAGCAAAGAGCGGCUGAAAAUAAGAAAAAGCAAUCAAAAGGACAGAAAACCCCUCUUGAGCGCAGUCAAGUGCAUUGGAGUCCUCAGCACCGUCAGACGUCAGAUACGCCAAGAAAUGCUCGGAGUAGCCGACAAUUUUCAGCGGUCUCAAAGUCACUUGAGGGGUUACCUUCCACGAAGCUUUCGAAUGAGUCUCAUAUGAGUUCUAAGAGGCCCUUUAACAGAACCUUGGUGCGACAAACUAACAACAGAGCGAGGGUUGCCGCGGUCACUGAGCGACUAUCAGCGCCUUUGGAACGUCAGAGAAAUUCGGCCACCUGUCAUCCACCGAUUCUGGAUAUCAUCCGUAAUGUGGAACGUCUACAUCAGCAAAAAUCAAUAAAACCACAGCCAAAGGCUCCUACAGCAAUAGUUAACGCUUCUUAUGAUCAAGAAUUUGUCCCACUAUCACCCAAGGCCGUUAAAGCCCUCCCAACUCCUCCACCAUACAAAUUUGGGAAGAUUGAAGAACAACCGGAGAAAACCUACAAUAUAGGGAAAGAAAAUGCAAUAUUUGAUUUAAUCAAGGAUGUACCAACGUAG